Messenger RNA from Caenorhabditis briggsae, 1299 nucleotides. Gene Ontology annotation, molecular function: dephospho-CoA kinase activity; ATP binding. Gene Ontology annotation, biological process: coenzyme A biosynthetic process. The transcript is spliced from 7 exons. NCBI's taxonomy places the organism in Eukaryota, Metazoa, Nematoda, Chromadorea, Rhabditida, Rhabditidae. Bases 1 to 1299 code for a protein of 432 amino acids. The record is from RefSeq and is a predicted model, not a curated record.
AUGACAUCAAAAUACGGACUGCUCGUGCUAAAUAGUAAAAAUGUGCAAAAAUUAAAACAGCUGUUCACCACGGCGGCCGCCAGUUUGAGCUCUAGACUUUAUGUCAGACUAAACCCGGAUACUGAUCGCACCGACGAUUUGGUGUCGAAAAUCUACCUGAAUUCGGCGAAUUUUUGCCCAAAAAUCGACGUUCGCCUGGUGGUGUCGGAAAUUCCCGGGAAAAUCGAUAAUUAUGAGUUAAUUGGCGAAGAAAAAUAUGAGAAAUCUAGUGGAAAAAGCGAGAAAAAGUACAAAAAAGUGGUGUUGGGCGGUACAUUCGAUCGGCUACACAAUGGACAUAAGGUUCUGCUGAAUAAGGCCGCCGAGCUGGCAUCCGAUGAUAUUGUUGUGGGAGUUACUGAUAAGGAAAUGAUUGCGAAAAAAUCGCUGUUCGAAAUGAUCGAACCGGUUGAGAUUCGGAUGAAAAAUGUGGUGGAUUUUGUGGAGGAUAUAUCGGGAGAAGCCAUUUGCCUCACCGAACCAAUAAUCGAUCCAUUUGGUCCGUCGACCCGAAUGAGCCAAUUGGAUGUGAUCAUUGUGGAAUUAGUCGAAGGAAACGACGAGAUUCUGAAUGAAACGAAAAUCUCGUCGAGUUCGCGAAGACGCGCCGAUUUGGGACGUCUUCUGAAGCCGACGAGAGAGGUGCUACGUGGCGAAAACGGUGGAAAACCGUAUUUAAUUGGGCUGGCAGGUGGAAUUGCUUCCGGAAAAUCACAUAUUGCUAAGUAUUUGAAAGAAAAGCACGGUUUCGAUGUGAUCGAUUGUGAUAAGCUGGCGCAUACAUGCUAUGAAAAAGGCAGUUUAUUGAAUCAAAAAAUCGCCGAACACUUUGGAAACGACAUUGUUAUCGAUGGAAUUGUCGACAGGAAGAAAUUGGGAGGAAUCGUUUUUUCCGAUAAAUCGAAAUUACGAGAAUUGAGUGAGCUGGUGUGGCCAGAAGUCAGAAAAAAGGCGACGGAAAUCGCGGAUCAGUCGACAGCUAAAGUUGUUGUGAUCGAAGCAGCGGCCCUAAUUGAAGCCGGCUGGCACGAAGCUCUCGCCGAGACCUGGACCGUGUUCGUCCCAGCCGAAGAAGCCGUCCGACGCGUCGUCGAGAGGGAUAGCCUUACAGAAUCCCAGGCAAAAGAUCGAAUGUCAUCGCAAAUUUCGAAUAAGCAACGCAUCGAUGCGAGCAAUGUCGUCCUGUGCUCACUGUGGAAACACGAAGAGACACGAGCACAAGUCGAUCGAGCCGUCGAGGAACUCUUGCAGAGAAUUUGA